Colletotrichum karsti is the source of this 2406-nucleotide messenger RNA. RefSeq names its product subtilase. The record is from RefSeq and is a predicted model, not a curated record. The transcript is spliced from 3 exons. Gene Ontology annotation, biological process: protein processing. Gene Ontology annotation, molecular function: serine-type endopeptidase activity. Gene Ontology annotation, cellular component: trans-Golgi network; Golgi membrane. Lineage: Eukaryota; Fungi; Ascomycota; Sordariomycetes; Glomerellales; Glomerellaceae. The coding region runs from base 1 to 2406 and encodes 801 amino acids.
AUGAAGCUGUCCGCGGUUCUCCUAGGCCUGCUCGGCCUCGCAGCCGGUGCUUCGGUUCGAAACUACGAGACGAACGACUACUAUGUUCUCGAGCUGGAUUCGUCUACAUCUCCUGGUCAAGUCGCUGAUCGCCUGGGUUUGCGCCACGAGGGCUCGCUCGGCAGUCUCGACGGCCAUCACAUCUUCUCCACGAGAAAGGAGCCGCACGAUAUCGUCAAGCCUGCCUUGCAGGAACGGAGGUUGAGGAGGCGAGGAUUGGGCGGUUCUGAUCCUCUCGAUGGCGUCCGCCUGGCGCAAAAGCAGCAGCUUCGCCAGCCCUGGCAGAAGAGAGUGCCUCCUCGCCUACACGGCCCGAAGAACUUCGCUCGCCAGGAGACGGCGGAUCCCGGCAUGGUUCAACAGAUGAACAAGAUCAUGCAGUCCCUGAACAUCGCCGACCCCAUCUUCAACGAGCAGUGGCAUCUGCUCAACACCGUCCAGCCAGGACACGACAUCAACGUCACCGGUGUCUGGCAGAUGGGUAUCACGGGCAAGAACGCGACUGUCGCCAUUGUGGAUGACGGCCUCGAUAUGUACAGCGACGACCUGAAGCCCAACUACUACGCCGCCGGUUCCUACGACUUCAACGACCACCGCGAAGAGCCGAAGCCCACGCUGAGCGAUGACAAGCACGGCACUCGCUGCGCCGGUGAAGUAUCGGCCGCGAGGAACAACGUCUGCGGCGUUGGUGUCGCCUACGAAUCCAAAAUCGCCGGUAUUCGCAUUCUGAGCAAGCUCAUCUCGGACGCCGACGAAGCUGUCGCCAUGACCUACGACUACCAGCACAACGACAUCUACUCCUGCUCCUGGGGACCCCCUGACGAUGGACGGUCGAUGGACGCGCCCGGCAUUCUGAUCAAGCGUGCGAUGCUCAAGGGAAUCCAGCAAGGCCGUGGCGGAAAGGGAUCCAUCUACGUUUUUGCCAGUGGAAACGGUGCCGCCAAUGAUGAUAACUGCAACUUUGACGGCUACACGAAUUCCAUUUACAGCAUCACCGUGGGCGCUAUCGACAGGAAGGGUCAACACCCUUACUACUCGGAGAAGUGCUCUGCUCAGCUCGUUGUCACAUACAGCAGUGGCAGCGGAGAUGCCAUUCACACCACUGAUGUUGGCACGAAUGCUUGCUACAACGGCCAUGGAGGAACGUCUGCUGCCGCCCCGCUGGGUGCCGGCGUCUACGCCCUGGUUCUCGAAGCCCGCCCUGACCUGACCUGGAGAGACAUGCAGUGGCUCGCUAUGAACACCGCCGUACCUAUCGACGAGAAGGACGGAGAAUGGCAGCCGACAAAGAUCGGAAAGAAGUUCAGUCACACAUACGGAUACGGCAAGAUUGACGCCUGGGCCAUGGUCGAGAAGGCCAAGACAUGGAAGAACGUCAAGCCGCAGGCGUGGUACUACUCCCCGUGGGUCCACGUCAACAAGGCUAUUCCCCAGGGCAAGGAUGGUGUUGCGGUCAAUCUUGAGGUUACUGCCGAAGCUCUCAAGGAGGCCAACCUCGAGAGAGUGGAGCAUGUGACGGUCACUAUGAACGUGAACCACACCCGCCGCGGUGAUUUGAGUGCCGAACUGAUCAGUCCCGAAGGCGUCACCAGCCAUCUGUCCGUUACUCGCAAGAUGGACUCGGCCCGUUCCGGAUAUGUUGACUGGACGUUUAUGAGUGUUGCGCAUUGGGGCGAGUCUGGCAUUGGAAAGUGGACUGUCAUUGUCAAGGACUCCCAAGAGAACGAGCACCAGGGUACUUUCGUCGACUGGCACCUCAAGCUCUGGGGUGAGUCCAUCGACGCAAGCAAGGCCAAGCUUCUCCCCAUGCCUACCGAGGAAGACGACAACGAUCACGCCUUGGUCGCCACGACAACGCUGCCUGCUGCCACCACUUCAAUCACCCACCCGGCGCCGGCCACGGACAAGCCAGUCGUCCCCUCGGAUCACCCUAACCGCCCUACGAAGGUGCAGGGUGGAACACCAGCGGAGACGGGAGCGCCAACGGGCACCGAAGAUGCUGCGGCAAGCACUACCAGCCCUUCGAACUGGGUCUCGUGGUUGCCCUCGUUCGGCAAGGCCGGCGUCUGGGUUUACGGCGCGAUCGGUCUCAUUGCUGUCUUUUGCUCUGCUCUCGGCAUCUGGUUCUACAUCAGGAAGCGUCGCAACAGCGCGCCUCGCGACAACUACGAAUUCGAGCUCCUUAACGAGGACGAGACGGAAGGCCUGAACGGCGAGAAGCGCACCCGCGGCCGCGAGUUGUACGAUGCAUUUGCAGGAGACGACGAGGAUGAUGAUGAUGACAGCAGCGAGUACCAUGACAGGGAUCGCGAGCGUUCAAGAGAUGGCAGGGGUAACGGGGAGACGGACAGGUUGACUGAAAAAUAG